This is a messenger RNA of Ilex paraguariensis (yerba mate), 1412 nucleotides long. Lineage: Eukaryota; Viridiplantae; Streptophyta; Magnoliopsida; Aquifoliales; Aquifoliaceae. The record is from the annotation of a GenBank genome assembly.
CAUCUCUCACCAGUCAUCUCCGCCAUCUCUCUCGCUUCCUCUGUUUUCUUCCCCGUCUCUUUUUCUUCUCUCUAAAACUCUAUUUUUCUCUUUAAUCUCUCUUUAUUUUUCUCCCUGUUUCUUGUUAUAAUCAUGCUUCUGAGAGCUGCACCAGCAUUCUCUCUCUUGGACACUCAUGGGUUAAACCUAAAUCCCCUGUUUUCCUCUCUUUCGUCUUCUGCAUCGUCGUUGAACUCUGUUCUGAGGGCUUUUCCAGGGAAAACUGGAAAUGGGUUUGUGGUUUGUGCGACGAAGGGUUCAAGUUCUAAUAGUCGGCCGCUUACUGGUGUCGUGUUUGAGCCGUUUGAAGAGCUGAAGAAGGAGCUCAUGCUUGUACCCACCGUUCCUCACUCUUCUCUUGCACGCCAGAAGUAUGCUGAUGAGUCUGAAGCUGCAAUCAAUGAACAGAUCAAUGUGGAGUACAAUGUUUCGUAUGUGUACCAUGCUAUGUUUGCCUACUUUGAUAGGGACAACGUUGCUCUCAAGGGUCUUGCCAAGUUUUUCAAAGAGUCUAGUGAAGAGGAAAGAGACCAUGCUGAGAAAUUGAUGGAGUAUCAGAACAAAAGGGGUGGCAAAGUGAAGCUGCAGUCCAUUCUGAUGCCGCUGUCUGAGUUCGAUCAUGCUGAGAAGGGUGAUGCUUUGCAUGCAAUGGAACUUGCAUUAUCUCUGGAGAAGCUGACCAAUGAAAAACUUCUAAACUUGCACUCUGUAGCCUGCCGAAACAAUGAUGCGCAGUUAGCUGAUUUUGUUGAAAGCGAGUAUUUGACAGAGCAGGUGGAUGCCAUUAAGAAGAUCUCCGAGUAUGUUGCUCAGCUGAGAAGAGUGGGCAAAGGACAUGGAGUCUGGCACUUUGAUCAGAAGCUCCUCCAUGAGGAAGUGGAAGCUGCAGCAUAAUGAAGUUACCCUUUUGUUUGGCGCCAUACGGUGUAGCUUCCCCUGUUUACUUCUUUUUAUCAUUUUGUAGGAUGUUCUAUGCGGGAUUUUUAUGGUUUUAGGUUUUUGCUUUGAGAUUUCGGGUGUAGUUAGCUACAAAAAAUUGUGUCGAUGGUGGAAGCAAAGUACAUUCGGGACUAGUAUUAGACAUCUGUAUUAAAUCCAGUUAUGAUGCGAUGGAUUUCAAACAAUGAUGCUGUGAAAGUCUGUUACCUUAGAAAUGGAACAAAUUUCAUCUGCUUUAUUCUGCUUGUUCUUCAAUGGGCUAAGGAUAGAGAGCUGUCACAUUGUAAUUACGUCUUAAAUCUGCCUCUUUUGUAUCACUCAUUGGUUGAAAGCAAUGGAGUGAUAGUUUGCAUUCACCCCACAAUGCAUCAAAGAUUCCAAGGGUUGUGAACUUUGGGUUCUUACGACCCAUAUUGUUUCCUGAUACCUUGAGC